GCGAGCUUGCGUGCAUGUGUGCAACCACCCUUGUUCUUGCUUACCUGCUCACCAUGGCAAGGAUUAAAGAUUUCUUUGGGUUUUCUCAGAGUUCUCUGAUUUUACUGCUUCUUGAAAGUUUCUUCAUUGGAACACAUUCCUCCCUGCAGAUUUCAAAUAACAUCAAUGUGACUGAGCAAGAUGCCAACAGAACCAGAAGGAGCUCUGACAUGAUGUCUGCAGAACCUUUGGACUCUCCGAGGAUUCUGACUGCCUCUGAUCUUUCUUCCCUCAGAGAUCUGUUGUCAAAAAAGAAAAUCACAGUUCGUUUGGGUCUCCGUGUUUCACUCCGCGGUCCAAAGGAAUUUCUCAGUCCUCAGCUGCUUGUUAUGGUCAACGGCGAGAAACCUGGACUCUUCAACACUGGAGAAACAUCUGGAACUUUUUCCAUGAAAAUAAUUGGAAUAAGAAAAGUGACUCCCUAAUGCAACAUUUACUUUUUUCAUUAAUUAGCAGAUCUGAUUACUUUAACUAUGUGCUAAUUAUUGUCAGUUUUGUUUCAAAGUUGUCAUAAUCAUACCUGCUUAUUAAAGAUUAACUUAAUCAC
Messenger RNA from Oryzias melastigma (Indian medaka), 586 nucleotides. RefSeq lists its product as uncharacterized. The coding region runs from base 15 to 464 and encodes 149 amino acids. The transcript has 5 exons. The record is from RefSeq and is a predicted model, not a curated record. Lineage: Eukaryota; Metazoa; Chordata; Actinopteri; Beloniformes; Adrianichthyidae.